GGGUGCGGAAGGGAGGAGGCUGGUGGACUGUGACCAGAAGCACUCCAAGGGCUCCCACUUUGACAACAUAGGCCAGGGCCUUAAGCAUCUUUUUCAGCAUCAGAGACGCCGCUCCUCCGUCUCCCCUCACGAUGUCCAACUGGCACAGCCAGAACCUGAUCCGGAACCGGACCCAUCGCAGGUUUCAGACGUUGACGGAGCAGGGCAACCCACUGCCCUCAAUCGUGUCCUUCAGCAAAUUCGGGCUCCACCCAAAGUGAAAAGAGGGAGCAGCCUUCAGCAAAACCGCAAAGGCAAGACACGCGGGAGCCCACAAAUCGGUCGCCGGUCUGCGCAGGACAUCAUGGCUGUCCUUUCACAGCCUGCCCGUCCUCGGUCUUCAUCCACAACAGAUGCACACCCCGCCUCUACAGCGCUAGAAAUCUCCAACAACUCAUACCUAUCUGCAGAAGAUUCAUCUGAGAAGAUCGAUCGAUUAGAAGGCGGCUCUCUGUCCCAGGCGUCCAGCAUGGUGUCCUCGGGGGUAGACGGCAUGCUGGCUCCGGACAUGGUGGACGUAACCCCCGAUCCUCAGCGCACCAAGGCCGCCAUCCUGCACCUGCAACAGAAGAUCCUCAAGCUCACCGAACAAAUCAAGAUCGAGCAAACCGCCAGAGACGACAACGUGGCCGAAUACUUGAAACUGGCCAACAAUGCCGACCGGCAGCAGGGCGCCCGCAUCAAGCAGGUAUUUGAAAAGAAGAACCAGAAGUCCUCGCAGUCCAUCCUGCAGCUGCAGAAGAAGUUGGAGCAUUACCACCGCAAGCUGCGCGAGGUGGAGCAGAACGGCAUCGCUCGGCAGCCCAAGGACGUGCUGCGGGACAUGCACCAGGGGCUGAAGGGCGUCGGCGCCAAAGUCACGGGCUUCAGCGAAGGGGUGGUGGACAGCGUGCGGGGGGGGCUGUCCACUUUCUCCCAAGCCACCCACUCGGCGGCCGGUGCCGUGGUGUCCAAGCCGCGGGAGAUCGCCUCCCUGCUGCGCAAUCGGUUCGGCAGCAGCGACAACAUUCCAUCCCUGGACGAUCCGUCGGGUUUGUCUUCCACGCAAGGAGAGGACAUGAUGGGGAGGAGCCUGGCCACCUUGAACGCCUUCCAGGCCAGCCCCAAGUACGGCAGCGAGGAGGAUUGCUCCAGCGCUACGUCCGGGUCGCUGGGCGGCAACAGUACCAGCGGGGGUCCGGGUGGAGGAGGGGGAGGCGGAGGAAGCUCCCGAACCAACACCUUGGACAUGCACGGAGGGCUGAUGGGCUUCGAGGUGGUGAUGCAGGAGAUCCAGGAAAUGCGCGAGACUCAGAACCACCUGGAGGAGUCCCUGGAAGGACUAAGGACUCGGUAUCAGAGCGAAUACUCCUUCAUUUUACAGUCCCUGCAGGAGGAGAGGUACAGAUGUGAACGGUUGGAGGAGCAGCUAAACGACCUCACGGAGCUCCACCAGAACGAGAUCCUCAACUUGAAGCAAGAGCUGGCCAGCAUGGAGGAGAAGAUCGCCUACCAGUCGUACGAGCGGGCGCGGGACAUCCAGGAGGCGCUAGAGGCGUGCCAGACGCGGAUUUUGAAGAUGGAGCUCCAACAGCAGCAGCAGCAAGUUGUCCAGCUGGAGGGUCUAGAGAACGCCACGGCCAGGAACCUCCUCGGCAAACUCAUCAACAUCCUGCUGGCCCUCAUGGCCGUGGUCCUAGUCUUCGUCUCCACCGUGGCCAACUGCGUCGUCCCGCUACUGAAGACCCGCGGCCGGACGUUAGGGACGGUCCUCCUGGUCCUGGUGGCCGCGCUGCUUUACAAACACUCCGAUUUCUUCUCCGAAUACCUGGAACGACUACUGUCCCCCCCGAGAUAACCGGGCUCCCCCACCCCGAAAAGCGAACUGUGAAAAAGAGAUGGUACAGUCCUCUUGUCUAGAGAAACUGGAAGAGCCCAUCUGCCUGGCGGCGGGGGGGGAGGCG
Molecule: messenger RNA, 1982 nt
Organism: Nanorana parkeri
Lineage: Eukaryota; Metazoa; Chordata; Amphibia; Anura; Dicroglossidae
Gene: TMCC1
Product: transmembrane and coiled-coil domain family 1
Exons: 5
Coding region: 344-1876 (510 amino acids)
Cellular component (GO): endomembrane system
Source: RefSeq, a predicted model, not a curated record